Zasmidium cellare ATCC 36951 is the source of this 939-nucleotide messenger RNA. RefSeq lists its product as uncharacterized. NCBI's taxonomy places the organism in Eukaryota, Fungi, Ascomycota, Dothideomycetes, Mycosphaerellales, Mycosphaerellaceae. Gene Ontology annotation, cellular component: eukaryotic translation initiation factor 2B complex; eukaryotic translation initiation factor 2 complex; eukaryotic 48S preinitiation complex. The transcript has a single exon. Gene Ontology annotation, molecular function: RNA binding; translation initiation factor activity; ribosome binding. The coding region runs from base 1 to 939 and encodes 312 amino acids. The record is from RefSeq and is a predicted model, not a curated record.
AUGUCUCUCACAAACUGCCGCUUCUACGAGGAGAAGUACCCCGAAAUCGACUCGUUCGUCAUGGUCAACGUCAAGCAAAUCGCCGAAAUGGGCGCGUACGUCAAGCUCCUCGAAUACGACAACAUCGACGGCAUGAUCCUGCUCUCGGAACUCUCGCGACGACGUAUCCGCUCGAUCCAAAAGCUCAUCCGCGUGGGACGCAACGAGGUCGUGGUCGUGCUGCGCGUGGACAAGGAGAAGGGAUACAUUGACUUGUCGAAGCGCCGCGUCAGCCCCGAGGACAUCAUCAAGUGCGAGGAGCGGUACAACAAGAGCAAGAUGGUGCACAGCAUCAUGCGGCACGUGGCCGAGAAGACCAAUACGCCCAUCGAGGAGCUGUAUCAGGAUAUCGGAUGGCCGCUGAACAAGAAGUAUGGACAUGCGGUGGAUGCGUUCAAGCUGAGCAUUACGAACCCGGAUGUGUGGAACGAGGUGACUUUCAAGAGCGAUGUCAUUCGCGAUGAGCUGCAGUCGUACAUUGGCAAGCGCCUCACGCCCCAGCCGACCAAGGUCCGCGCGGAUGUGGAGGUGACGUGUUUCGGGUACGAGGGCAUUGAUGCGGUCAAGUCGGCUCUGCGCAAGGCUGAGGCCAUGAGCACCGAGGAGACGCAGGUCAAGGUUCGACUGGUCUCUCCUCCCCUUUACGUCCUCACUUCGCAGACCAUCGACAAGACCAACGGCAUCGAGGUGCUCAACGAGGCGAUCAAGUCCAUCGACGCCAGCAUCCGUCAAUUCGACGGCGGUAGCUGCUCGAUCAAGAUGGCGCCCAAGGCGGUUACGGAGAACGACGACGCUGAGCUGCAGGCGCUCAUGGACAAGAAGGAGCGGGAGAACAUGGAGGUUUCGGGUGAUGAGGACGAGAGCGAGAGCGACGAGGGCGUGGUGGCUGCGCAUGAUUAG